UGAUAUAGCCAGAUGAAAUGAGGCCGCCAUUCAAUGGUGAAGACGCUUAUACAUUCUCUUCUUCCUCUUCUUCUCCAUCGCCCUUUUCACCUUCCAAUAAUAAAACCAUGGAAGAGGUUUGGAAAGACAUCAACCUCUCCUCUCUCCACCACCACUCCUCCGCCGCCGCCGGCAUCAACUUCCAGGACUUCCUGGCUCGACCCUUUGCAAAAGACCAGCCUCCCUCCGCGGCGCCUAUUCCCGACACCAUGCUCAACCUCAACUCCGUCGUCCCGGAUCUUCAUUUCCUGCAGCCCCCCCCGGAGGGAUCUGUGAGUGGGACUACUAGCUUUGAGGCCUUGGCUUCUUCCGCAUCCGCCGGUUUCAAUAUUGCUAACGGGCUAGCCGCUAGGAACUGCAGCAGGCUCGUGAACUCCGAUGACAAUUCCGGUGACCGGAGACAUAAACGGAUGAUCAAGAACCGUGAGUCCGCUGCUCGAUCAAGAGCUCGGAAGCAGGCUUAUACAAAUCAGUUGGAGCAGGAAGUGACCCAAUUGGCUAAAGAGAACUGUAGGCUCAAGAAACAGCUCCAACAGUUAAGUAGUGGUGCAGCAGGAGGAGGAGGUCACGAGGAUCAUCAUCAUCAUCAACUCAAAAAGGGGUCUCUUUCUCGCACCUCAACGGCUCCAUUUUGAGUGUUUUAUUUCUGAGGCCUGAAAGGAUCCAUCCAUCUUACUUGUUCUAUUAUUACUAUUCACUGUACUGUGGCGAGUAUAAAACCUAAUUAAGCAGUGUAUGUUGUAUUAGUGUUAGUUGUGAUAACUGAUCUAAUCUAAUGGUUGAUAUAAGUUAGAUAAAA
Ipomoea nil (Japanese morning glory) is the source of this 838-nucleotide messenger RNA. RefSeq names its product bZIP transcription factor 27-like. The transcript has 3 exons. The coding region runs from base 18 to 674 and encodes 218 amino acids. Gene Ontology annotation, molecular function: DNA-binding transcription factor activity. Lineage: Eukaryota; Viridiplantae; Streptophyta; Magnoliopsida; Solanales; Convolvulaceae. The record is from RefSeq and is a predicted model, not a curated record. Gene Ontology annotation, cellular component: nucleus. Gene Ontology annotation, biological process: positive regulation of DNA-templated transcription.